Sclerotinia sclerotiorum 1980 UF-70 is the source of this 438-nucleotide messenger RNA. RefSeq lists its product with no specific name. The coding region runs from base 1 to 438 and encodes 145 amino acids. Lineage: Eukaryota; Fungi; Ascomycota; Leotiomycetes; Helotiales; Sclerotiniaceae. The record is from RefSeq and is a predicted model, not a curated record. The transcript has a single exon.
AUGGUUUUCCCACAAAUUCUCUUCGCCGCAAUGGCAAUCACUUCCGCCAUACUGGCAUUAUUUCUCGCACCUUUAUUCUUUGACAGAAUGGGCUUGCGUUUCCCCUUCGCGCCGCCACUUCCCCCUCCGCCUCCUCCACCACCUACUCGCCGCCCUCGCCGCCGCCGCCGACCCCGCCACAUCCACCACAUCCACCACAUCCACCACAUCCACCACAUCCACCACAUCCGCCUGGCCCACGAUCCUCCUUUUGCAGAAGGCUCAACGGAGCUCCGUGAGCUUCAACGGAUUCGUGUCGAAACCCGAAUAAUUCGAAUCUGCUCCGAGAUCAUCGGAAUGAUGGCCAUUCGAAACAACGCCAAUUCGGAAGCAGAAGCCCGCCAAUACAGCGAUGAGUUCGAGAGACUCACCCGCGAUGAUCCCAUCGGUGACGAGUAA